Messenger RNA from Lolium rigidum, 1280 nucleotides. Its product is annotated as ethylene-responsive transcription factor 1-like. The record is from RefSeq and is a predicted model, not a curated record. Gene Ontology annotation, biological process: ethylene-activated signaling pathway; regulation of DNA-templated transcription. NCBI's taxonomy places the organism in Eukaryota, Viridiplantae, Streptophyta, Magnoliopsida, Poales, Poaceae. The transcript has a single exon. Bases 156 to 1100 code for a protein of 314 amino acids. Gene Ontology annotation, molecular function: DNA-binding transcription factor activity; DNA binding.
UUCCCGCGAAUUUUGGAGCCCGACAUGAUCCACAAUCCUUCUACUUAAGAGCGCCUCCACCAAGGACUUCCCAACCACAAACGCAAAGAACCAAAGCAACAAAGUAGCAAAGCAAAGAAGAGGAGUAGAGCAUCAGAAGAGAAAGAAAAGGCAAGAUGUGCGGCGGCGCGAUCUUGGCCGAGCUCAUCCCGACCGCGCCGGCGCGGCGCGUCACGGCGGGCCACCUCUGGCCCCAGCGCAAGCAGCAGCGGAGGGCCGACGACUUCGAGGCGGCGUUCCGGAAGUUCGACGAGGACUCCGAGGAGGAGCAGGACGUGAUGGUGGUACAGGAUGAGGAGGAGGUGGUCGACAGCACGCCGUUCGCGUUCCGCGCCUCCUCCCCCAACAGCAACAAGAAGCCGUCCGGCCCCGUCCGCCAAAGGAAGCCGGCGCAGUACAGGGGCGUGCGGCGCCGCCCCUGGGGCAAGUGGGCCGCCGAGAUCCGCGACCCCGUCAAGGGCGUCCGCGUCUGGCUCGGCACCUUCCCCUCCGCCGAGGCCGCCGCCCUCGCCUACGACCACGCCGCGCGCGCCAUCCGCGGCGCCGGCGCCAGCCUCAACUUCCCCUCCGCGACACCCGCUGCUCCCAGCAGCCGCAAGCGCGCCCGCGCCGAAGCGGCUCCCGCUGCCAGGGCAGCGACAACACCGGUCGUGAUCCUCGUCGACGAGGAGGAGGAAAAGAACACCGCCGCGCACGCGUCGUCCGUCGUCAAGCACGAAGCCGAGGCCACCGAGAGCUCCCAGUCCCGCGACGCCCUGCCGGACUUCUCGUGGCAGGGCAUGUCCGCCUUCGACGACGCCACGGCGCACCCCACCAUCCCCGUCCCAGAGCUCGAGAUCGAGCAGCCCACGAAGCGGACAAGGACGGAGCCGCAUGACACCGACGCGCUCUUCGACGCUCUCCUCUUCUCCGACCAGUUCCCCUUCUUCAACUGCGCCGCAGCCUACGACUCCCUCGACAGCCUCUUCAGCGCCGACGCCGUGCAGAGCGACGACCCGGCAUUGGGCCUCUGGAGCUUCGACGACACCUGCCUGCUCGACGGGUGCAGCUACUCCUUCUAGGCCUCCUUCCGUCGCAUCCGUCCAUGUCGUGUGGUGAUGUAAAUACUGUAGAUCAUUAGUGUAGUCUCGUGAAAUCCGUGUGAUCUCCCUUGGCUUGUCGUCGCUUCUUGGAAGGAGGUGAUGAGAGAUUGAGAGCUGUGUAAGAAUUGACCUCGUUAUGAAAUAUUUUGCCAUGCAAAA